Messenger RNA from Xiphophorus hellerii (green swordtail), 3372 nucleotides. Its product is annotated as T-cell differentiation antigen CD6-like. NCBI's taxonomy places the organism in Eukaryota, Metazoa, Chordata, Actinopteri, Cyprinodontiformes, Poeciliidae. Bases 1239 to 2786 code for a protein of 515 amino acids. The transcript is spliced from 12 exons. Gene Ontology annotation, molecular function: serine-type endopeptidase activity. The record is from RefSeq and is a predicted model, not a curated record. Gene Ontology annotation, biological process: zymogen activation. Gene Ontology annotation, cellular component: plasma membrane.
CCAUCUUAACUGGAUUUACGUUUUGAUCGACAAUGAUUCCUCGUCUCGGCGACUUGGUUUGUUUGGUGGUCGCUAAUAAUUAUUGAGAGCAACUAUGGAGGCUUAUCAAUUCACUUUUCUCUAAAUCUAGAUUUGAGCCUGAGGCUUUGGAAAAUACGUCCAGAGUUUGGAUGGCCAGUGAGAUCUGACCUUUCAUUUACAAGCAGUGGCGUCAUCUGCUAGCUGACUUAUGAUAAUAUUCUGGUUCCUAAUUUGCAAACCCUGAAGCCUUGAACGUCUUCUGAGCGUGGCUCAGAGAUCUGCGACUGUUAUAACAGGAGGUGAGGCUCUAAACGCCCAAACCUUUUUAUGGUAGAUGUUGGACAUGUCCAUCAUUUAAGGAGACAGUACAUCUAUUAACUUCUGUUCACUGCAUUCUGAUUGAACCCAAACAUUUUACUGCAGAGCCAAACUGUUUAAAUGUUUAAAAUAUAAAAACAUAUUCCACUGAAUCAAAGACUUUCUGGAAAUCCAGAACAAGACAAAACAAUCAUAAUUAGUUAACUGGGGAUAUUCAGUUAGAUCCAGAACCAGUUAUUAUUAGUUCAUCUACCCUUUAGAAGACCAGAUUCAACUAAUUACAUCUGAUAAAUGUAGUUUUGAUGGAGCUGCUAGAACUUUAGUGAACAUUGUAUGACCUGUAUUGAGAAGUCUGAUUGGUCUUGUGGUGAUGACAUCCUGCUUCAUUAUUGUCACAAGUUCUUUUUGCUUAACGCUUCCCAAAGCUGCACCAAACAACAUUUUUGUUUUCUCCAAAGAAUUAUAACAGUUAUAUUAAAAAUGUAGCAUCAGGGGCUCUAUCUGAUGCUACACUUUUAAAAACAUAGUCAAAUUGUUCUACACUGAAAUGUUCUUAAGUGUUUCUAAAUGUUUUAUCAGUGGUGGGAGUAACAUUUCUGAUUGUUAUUAUUUUUUAUUUUAUUUUAUUAGAUUCGAUGCUUUUAUUGUGAAGGGGAAACUUCCGGUGUAACUGUUAACACAAAGACAGCUUAACGGCAGCCAAAAGCCCGAGGACAAGUUGGAGCUAAAAUGUUUCGUGUUGCUAGCAGCCCGUUUUCUAGAAGCACACGGUUUGGCUGAUUUUGAAAGCAGAAGAAGAGAGUGGAGCCUCUGAUGUGUCACUUCCUGCUGCGAUGCAGAGUUCAGUCUGAGAAGAAGAAGAAGUUGAUGUGGAGGAUCAUCUCCUCGCUGUGACCAACAUGAAGCUGUUUCAGUUCCUCUGGAUCCUCCAGCUGAGCUCGCUCUCUCCAGCUCUUCUUGAUGCUUCCGCUCCAGAUCCUGGGGUCCAAGUGGCACCUGAAGACAUGGACGACGACCCUUAUGUUCAUCACCUCAACGCUACAUGCAGGUGGACUCUCAGGAUGCCUGGAAACAGGAGUGGGGAGGCGGUUCCACUCCCACCGGAUUUUUUAGACACUCUGGCUGAGUGGAUCUGCCAGGACCUUAAAUGUGGAAGAGUUUAUGCUGUGAAUAAAUUCAACCUGCCUCCCAAAGACAAGUGCUUCCAGGACUGCGUGUACCAGAACCAGCGUCUACAGAGCUGCUCAGAGACGUUUACUCCAGGAUGCAUCGUGAUCUCAGAAGUGGUUUGUGGUCAUCAGUCCGUUCGGCUGAAGGGAGCUAAGGAUCAGUGCGCCGGGCGGGUGGAGGUCUGGAAGGACAGGAUGUGGGGCACGGUGUGUGACGACAGAUUUGACCUGAGAGAAGCCAACGUGGUUUGCGCCCAGCUGGGCUGUGGGACCGCUCUAAAGGUGACGGGUCAGAAUGGAUUGUUCCCUCCAGGGAGCGGACCGAUUCACCUAGACGAGCUGAACUGCACCGGGAACGAGCAGAACCUGUGGUUCUGUCCGGGUGUCCAGGAAAACUCCGACUGCGGACACAAAGAGGAUGCUGGUGUGGUGUGUUCAGAUUCAAAGGCGUUUUUUGGAGUAACCACAGAAGUUGCUCCAGAUGCUCCUCAGACUGAGUUGAUGACCACAGCUCGUCUCGUCGGCGUUCCGUCGCCUGAACGUCUCAGCAUCGUGGUUCUGGCUCUUGGACUGCUUGUUUUUGCCAUCCUGAAUUUGGUUCUGUGCUGCCUUUACAGGCGACGGCACGUCUUGCUCCUGCAGCAGACUCGCUCCAAGCAGGCGGCGCCCAGCGAUCCUCCUCAGAACCUCUACAAGGCGAACCAGAACCUGGUGAGAGCCGGUCCCGUCCCGCUGCAGGCCGCCGUCCCGUCCGAGUCCAGGACCGCGUGGAGCCGGACCAGGAGAGCGGACAGCGAGUCGGGAGACCCGGACUGUGAGCCGUCUGCCAGGAUGUCCACCUUUUACAAUUCUCAGAGAUACAGAACAGACCUGAAGCCUUCAGCUCUCAGCAGCCUGUGUGAGGAAGGCUCCGGCGCGGCCGCAGACGCUCAGUUCGGCCGAGCGUCCAGGAUCUCGGAGGAUUCCUUCGACUCGUCCAGCACCUCGUCUGGCGAAUGCUACGAAAACGUGAUUCCUAGCCAGAACCCGACCCGGUCAGGCAGGUCCAGAAGCCAACAGAACCUGACAUCAGAAUCGGGUCAGAACCGGGCUGGGAGCCCGCCACCCUACACAAACACUGGUUUCCAGUUUGCACUGGGAGGGAAGGGGGCGGAGCCAAGCUCAGGUAAAGGUCAGCGAGAGACGACCUCACACGUCCAUCGGCACGAUGCUGACGCUCCUCUGUCGCUAGGUGAUGAUGAAGAUGAAGAUGAUUAUUGUCCUGUGAGCCCAGACUGAAAACCUUCAUCUGAUGAUGAUGAUGGGAAGGAAGGACAGCCCCGCCCCCCCAGAGGAACAUUCAUGGAUUCAUCUUCAGAUUGUGAAACAAUUAGAAGCAGAAAUCAGAUUUUUAUUCCUGACCAGAAAUUGGAUCAGACUUUGGUCCAAUCAGCAGAGAGGAGCAAACUGAGCGCGCUCAGUGUGUCAGGAGGCGGAGCCAGUCAGGCAGCCAUGUUGAAGGAAAGUUGAGUUUAAUGGUGGUGAAAAAUGUCCAUCGUGUGGCUCAGAGCUCCAGAUGAAUCAGGAUUUAUUUACUGUAGAAUCAUUUAAACUCUGGUUUCAGAUCCUAUGAAUUCAUUUCAUUUUAUUGAACGUCUCAGAUUUUUGCUCAGGAACGUUUAGCAGAAUCUCCUUUGGUCAUUUUCUCAUCAGAUCUUUUCUCCAUGUCCAUCUGAAAUGUUUCCUUUUCUAACUGUUUAGUUUGCAGCUGAUGACACUUUAAAACACAUUCAGUUCUUUUAAAUCAUGCAAACUCUUUGGCUCAAAAUAAAAGGUUCAAAACUCAGAAUGCGCCAAAGAUAUAAAUUAAAUUUACACAACCGUC